Molecule: messenger RNA, 908 nt
Organism: Amborella trichopoda
Lineage: Eukaryota; Viridiplantae; Streptophyta; Magnoliopsida; Amborellales; Amborellaceae
Product: outer envelope protein
Source: RefSeq, a predicted model, not a curated record
UUAAUUUCGGGCCGCCGCUGAGUGCGGUUUACACACGGAGGUGAGUGAGCGAGAGAGAGAGAGAGAGAGAGAGAUAGUGUACCGAGUUAGAGAGAAGAGGCGAGGCGGUUCGAUGCCGUUUCUCAGCUGGACUUGCCCUUCAACUAAGCAGCAGAAAUUGUGCCUGAACCAGUGUGGAACUUUCAACUACGACCCCAAGUUUCAUGGAGCCACAGGGGACGCAUCCUCUGAUAUCCAUGAAUUCUCACAACGCCUCGCUUCUGAUGGUUUUGCAGUGAACCAUGCUCGUAUCCUCCUUGGCUAUGGUCUCCAAACCUACGACAAGGCAGUGCAGGCCCUCCAAAACUGGAGACAUUUCCAGUUGAAUUGGGCGCUUGUCGAUCCUAAAACUCGAAUAAAAACAGGGGAAAGAUUCUGUGUUUGUACAAAAGAGUUUCUUCCUUGGGUCCUCUUACCCCUUGAGAUUAUUUAUGUGAGGGACCCUAAGGGUGUGGACUUGGGUCCAAAGCUUAAGCAUUCAUUUAGGUUCGGUAGCGGGACCCUUCAUGGCCAUCUACUGGCUGGGGAAGAGCGAUUUUCUAUUGAAUGGGAUGAGGAGAACAAGGUAUGGUAUGAGAUCCUCUCAUUCUCGAAGCCUUCUCACAUCCUCUCAUUUAUGAGCUACCCAUAUGUCAGCUUCAGGCAGAAACAGUUUGCCAAGCAAUCUAUGCAGGCAGUUUUAGAGCAUCUCUCAGCUCAACACCCUAGGGAGAUGUAAUUGAAUCAUGAAUGUGGGUUAGCUUUCUUGUUACCAUUUCGUUCUGCAUAAUUAGCUUUUCUAGAGUAUUGCAUAAUUGUGUUAAACAAAUGCAAAAAUUUACUUUCUUGUUACCAUUUCGUUCUGCAUAAUUAGCUUUUCUAGACUAUUA